Messenger RNA from Triplophysa dalaica, 1973 nucleotides. RefSeq names its product mitogen-activated protein kinase kinase kinase 20. The coding region runs from base 194 to 1534 and encodes 446 amino acids. The record is from RefSeq and is a predicted model, not a curated record. Gene Ontology annotation, cellular component: cytoplasm. The transcript is spliced from 13 exons. Gene Ontology annotation, molecular function: protein kinase activity; ATP binding. Lineage: Eukaryota; Metazoa; Chordata; Actinopteri; Cypriniformes; Nemacheilidae. Gene Ontology annotation, biological process: protein phosphorylation.
ACGCGAGACAAUGAGGCUCCGCAUUUUAUCUCAUGACUGGGAUUGUUGAGGCCGCUCACACCGGACCGAACGGAAAACACGAUUAACAGGAGUGAAUUUCCUACUUCCAGAGCAAAGAAACCAAAUUAAUAACGAAAACCUUUCCCUGUGAAUCCCGCCUAUACAAGAGUUUGUCACAGUCUGUCAGUAUGAGAUGUCGUCCCUCAGCGGCAGCUUCGUUCAAAUCCAUUUCGAUGACAUCCGCUUCUACGAGAACUGCGGCGGCGGGAGUUUUGGGAGCGUCUACCGGGCGCUCUGGAUCUCACAGGACAAAGAAGUUGCAGUCAAAAAACUGCUGAAGAUCGACGCAGAGGCCGAGAUUCUCAGUGUCCUGAGCCACAAAAAUAUUAUUCAGUUCUAUGGCGCCAUUCUGGAAGCACCGCACUAUGGCAUCAUCACAGAAUAUGCCAGCAGAGGGUCGCUGUAUGAAUAUUUGUCUAGUCCUGACAGUGAGGAGAUAGAUAUGAGUCAGGUGAUGACCUGGGCUGUAGAUAUCGCUAAAGGAAUGCAUUAUUUACAUGCAGAAGCCCCUUUGAAAGUCAUUCAUAGAGACCUGAAGUCAAGAAACGUUGUGUUAGCUGCAGACAAUGUAUUAAAGAUCUGUGAUUUUGGGGCAUCAAAGUUGGUUUCUCACACCACACAUAUGUCCCUGGUGGGCACCUUCCCUUGGAUGGCCCCAGAAGUGAUCCAGAGUUUACCCGUCUCAGAAACCUGUGACACAUACUCAUACGGCGUGGUUUUGUGGGAGAUGCUCACCAGAGAAGUGCCGUUUAAAGGUUUUGAGGGAUUGCAGGUGGCCUGGUUGGUGGUGGAAAAAAACGAGAGGCCCACCAUUCCCAGCAGCUGCCCCGCCAGCUUCGCAGACCUGAUGAGAACAUGCUGGGGUCCGGAACCCAAGGAAAGGCCGCAGUUUAAACAGAUCCUGAGCACGCUAGAGACCAUGAGAAACGACAGUAGACUGCCAGACCAGUGCAACUCUUUCUUACAUAACAAAGCCGAGUGGAGGUGUGAGAUCGAGGAAACGCUGGAGCGUUUGAAGCAGUUGGAGAGAGAGUUGACCUGUAAAGAGCAAGAGCUGGCGGAGAGAGAGAGGAGAUUGGCAGAGUGGGAAAACAGACUCAUGGAAAGAUCCAGAUCCUGCACUCCGAUGUUUUCACACAUAUCCCCCCUGGCGGCCACUCUGAGCGCCGAGAGCUUCUAUGAGGCUCACAUGGAAGAGAGCAACAGCUCGGAGGUCAGCUGCCAGAUUUCAUCCUCCUGCAGUAAUGGAGAUCUGGGCAAGGCCAGCCUUCAGAAGCUCAUGCUGGGGUUCGGAGACAUGUUUGACCUGGACGGGGACGUUCCCGGCGGUAACCUCGUCCGCCAGUCGGGAAUGCAGGUGAACAUGCAAGCUAAGAAGAACUCCUCCAAGUCGUGCAGUAUCCGUGAGGGACGAAAAAUGAACAUGGCCAUAACCAUGGAUAACUUUGGGUGGUCCGAUGAUGACAGCGAUUAGAGGAGGGCAGUAUGGUGGUGACAGGGCGGGAGCAGAGCCGGUCCGAGAUCAGAUAUUUACAGUGAGAGCUAAUAAUCUACUUUAAUUUUGGUGUCCAGCAGUGAGAAUUCUUUGUUUAAAUUAACAAUCAUAUGAAUAGUUUAAAGAAUGAUGCACCCAGGUUUCAUGUUAUUUGAUUUGGAGACGAAUGUUGCACUACUUUAGCAGUAGGGCUGCAAUAACGGUACAAAUAUGUUUUAAUUCGGGACUAUACAGGGUACUGCAUAGAUGACCAUAUAUGGCAGGAUUUAUAGCGUUGUUAGGAGGGAUUUAAUGAGAUUUGCCCUGUGAGACAGAUGACAGAGUUCAUAUUUGCAAUAUUUAUAAAGUGUGAGGUUAGGGAAUUCUGAAGCUUUGUUUUUGUAAACCCCUGAAGUUUUUAUAAAAUAAAGGUAACAUG